AUGAAUACCGUUAAGUGCUAUGGGCGUCUUUUACCUGCGUCCAGAUUAGACAAUGACCGACAUGAAGAGAAGAAAUUUUUAAAAAGUGAACUAAUUCUGACCAAAAUGUAUGGAGAGAAAAUGUCCAAUUUGAAGAUUUAUAAUGAUAUACUUAAAAAGAGGAUAAAGAAAUUAACAGAUGGAGUGAGUAACUUAUUCAUUGUUUUAAAUAAUGAGGAGAAGGACGGAACGAUGUUAACUGUAGGGGAUGGAAACACUUCCUCUGGGAUUCUUUUUUACCUCAUUAACGAUUUGGUACAUGGCAAUCGGUCCAACUGUAAGCUCCUUAUCACGUUUAGCCAUUUCGAAAUUGUGAGAAAUAGGGUGAAAGAUAAAUUGAAGAGGUAUGUCCUUCCUCAGAGAAACAUGAUCGACAUUGGCAAUUGUUUGGGAUGUGAGACGGGAAACUACGACUGGAUUAGAAGCAGAAGGAGGGCUCACAAGGAUGGUAGCCCCUCCAGUGGGUACCCCCUAGAAGCUGAAAGGAAUCAAUAUGUACAGAAAAAAGAACGUUACCAUGGAGGGAACUUAGAAAAAAGGGAGACAAAUGAUCCCUGUGGGAUGUGCACCGAGUGGGAAGAUAAUCGACUGGUUAACUCGGAUGUCCUCUUCGAUGUUGACAGUUUUGUAAAAGGAAACAAAAGCGAAAAAUACGGAAGGAGGCACACGAAGCGGAGAAGUACAGGAGAGUGGGACCCCACUGCUGUGAGAAAGGUGUAUCUAACUGGAAAGAAUAUACGGCAUAUCUUUAAAAUGCUAUGCAGAAGCGGGAGGGGAAAAUCCGUGGGGGGCUUCUGCAAUGAGGUGACCUACGAGGUUGUUGAGUUCCACGCGGAGACGGCACAGGGGAGGGGUCCAGACGUGUUGGGUGUGAGAAGCUAUUCUGAUGGGGGGAUCGAUUCUGGCGUAAGCAACAAAUCGUCCAUUUGUCGCAACUCGCCCGUUUCCACCUGCUCGGUAACCAUCAUGGUAGUUAACAACCUGAAAAGGGCGGACUCCUCGGAACGAGCCUUCCUUUCCCACUUCUGCGAGCUCUUCCUAAAAAGGAGAGAAGACGCGAAUCGCCGAAGAGCCCCAAAUGUAACUUGCGAAAAGGGACACUCACUAAUAAUUAAGUAUUUGUUCAGUUUGUACAAAUUGCCUCCUUUAAGACGAAGCGUCACGGGGGUGAAUUCCCUCCCCUUUGAGCUAAACUUUAUAUACAUUUCCACCAAUUUCAAGAAGUACAGAACAGCUAGCGAAUUUAUUUAUGCCUACUUAAAACGUCUGAACCGGUCCGAAUGUUUUGUACAAUCAAAUGAAAAACUGGAGUAUCUAAAAAGUGGAUUUCACAAAGUGGAUGAAAAUAUUUACGUAGUUAAAAGUCUAUUGAAUUAUUACGCAAAAUUGGAGAGACGGGGUGGAGAAAUUAACCGGAGGAUCGCUAACUUGAGGAAUUAUCUUACCAUAUUAGAAUCUUCUGUAAUUCUUGGAGCGAAAAGAAGGUCCCACGACGCAUGGACUGAAAACAGAAUCAACAACGUUUUAAACAUCUGUAGGAGCAGCACCUUCGAAUCGGGUGAACAAAUCGAAGUAGAAACAGACAAUUCCUGUUGUUUAGAAAAGGAAAAUUUUUUCUUUUCUGACAAGGAAUGGAGGAUAAGACGACAUUACAGGGAGGCUGAAAGAGAAAGACAACAUGGGGGCAAAUACGAAGAUAGCGAAACUUCCCCAAGAAGUACACAGAUGAAGGAGAACGCGAAAGGGGAGGACAAUCAUUUAAGGAGUGUAAAAAAUGUAAGGGAAAUAAAAAAAGGAAAGCAUAAUCCGGAUAACAUCCACUUCAAAUUAAGUUUGUACAAAAGAGGGAGAACAAAUCUGGUCGGAAAUGGGGAUCACUCUAGAAUGGAAACUGACUACUCAAGUGGGAAUGCCAAUUUGGGAAAAUGCAAGCAACACUGUUAUAAACACGUGAGGGGGAAAAAGAACAAUAUGCUACAGAAUUCUUGUACGAAAAAGGAACAGACAAUUUUGGUAGACUCUAAUUCGUACAGAAAAUGUAUCCACGUCAAAUAUCAAUCUAGCGGGACGUACACACACUGCGCAAACGAUGACCCUUCAAAAUGUAGGGUAAAACUUUUUUUACGGAAUGACGAGGAUUUACUUCAUUCCCGCCAAGUGGACGAGCUUAACCAUGGUCUUUUCACUAGACCGAGAACCCCUAUGCAGAAUUUUGUGCCUACGAAUGGAAUGAACCCAAAAAAGAUCCAUUCAUCAUGUAUGGAUCCGUUCAGCAAUACCAUGGAGGUGGAUAACCUAUGCGAUAGGCCCAUUGUCAGUCAUAAGGGGAAGGAAAAGAAAUUCCUGCCCUGUGACAUACUUGGCAUGCCUUACUCGAAUGGGUCAGCUAGCUCGUGCGAGGAAAACGAGAAGCAGCUCGAAUCCGUUCUACACAACAUGGAACAGAAUAGAGAUUUCCUGAAAAGCAUUUCCACCUUAAAUUCGGAUAUUAAGAAGGGCAGGAAAAAGAUCGACAACCGAGCGAGGAGCUUAUUCGAGCAAGUGGAUCAGUGUCUCAGGGAGGACACGCGCGGUGGCGAGGGCAGACCAGGGUUGGAGAAGCAGCGGUGGAAGAAGCAGGUGAAGAGACAGGAGAAGAGGCAGGAGAAGCGGAAUGAUCUGGGACAGUACCGGGAGCUGGAGAGAAGGGACCACCCGAACGCAACAAUCGAAGUGGUGCAAAAAAAUGGAGAACCUCAAACGGGUCGACAAGCAGGGAAGCAGAAAAAAACGAAGAAGGACGAUACAUGUGUAGAGAUGCAGGUAAAAAGAGGAUUCAGAAAAUUAGCCUUACAAGAAUUUGCCAAAUGGAAGCUAACAAGUGGGAAGAAUAAUCUCAGCUGCUCUAGAAAAGGGAACAAGUCUGGAAAGUCUGGGAACAGCAUCGAUGGGCAUAAAAAAGUGGAAAAGUCCAAUAACAGUCUAACUUUGCCCAUGUCGGCGGGAAAAGAGACGAAUAAAUUUGAUAACUCCGAUGAGACCUUCUCAAAAGCUGACCCCAUAAGUGAUCCUCUGGACACCCUGAUACAUCAGUCUUCUCUUGAUACAGAAGAAGUUGAUAUUAAAUCUAAGUGUGACAAGUUCCCCGCAGAAGGACUUAGUAGUAAGCAUAUCUUCGAUAAGACAACUAGCACAACUAAUAAAUUACCUGACAAAGGAAAAGAAAAAAAAACACGAAAUUGUGUGGAACACCCUGUCCACUUAAAUGGUUGCAAAAUGGAUAAGAAGAGCCUAGAACGUAUCUUUUCCCCUACCAAAAGAAGGGAUUCCAAUUUGGCUUCGGAUGCAAACGAAUUAAACGCUCUCCAUUCGAAUAACCAUUGGUUAGGUCAAAAUGGAGGUAGCAUAAAAAAACAAAUCAACAUGGAAGAAAAUAGGCGAAAAAUCGAGGAAGAUUUGCUUUUCGAAGAGCGCGCUAAUUGCAAUGGUGAACACAUUUCUAUGUGCCCUGGAGAAUGGCAAUGUGGGGGGGCAUCCAGGAUGGCUGCAACUGGCGCACUUACGCAUGUUUCAUAUCGUAAGGGUGAUGAUAGGGGAAGAAACACAAUUAAGCAGGCGCAGGAGGAGGAAGAAAUUCACGUGCGUUCGUCGAACGAAAACGUAUUCUCAUUUUCAUCAAAGAAUAAAAACGAGAUGAGCAAAGGUAACCACUACUGCAGCAGUCAAGCUAUCGACGAUGAUAUAGUGAGUGGAUGCACAUUAGACGGAGAAACAAUCAUGGCAGCAUCACCAAAUGGGAUAAACAAGGACACAAUAAAGGGAUCUAACAGAAUGGCGAAGAUGAGAAAAAAACGACAAAACUAUAGUUGGGAUUGUGCAGAUAAUGAAAAUGUGACGGUGGCCAGUUCAGGCUCGCCAUCAACAGGACAACUCAGAAAUGUCAGCGAUUCCUGCGAAGAAGAACUGGACCAAAGCAUUGAAAAUUAUCAUAAUAAUUUUAAAAAGCUGCUAAAAUCGCAUAUGAAUUUUCUACAGAAAAAAUGUGUAAACGAUAACAACGAUUUGGAGCUUCUGAAAAAGAUAAAAUUUGCAAAAGGAGUCCUGCGAGAGUAUAACAGAGUUUUGGGCCGCAGUCCGAAUGGCAAGCAUGAGCAGAGCGUACUUAUGCGUCAAAUUAUUUCGAACGGAUGGGGAGUCGAAGAGACAAUGUUUGAGCAACACUGCGGGAGGAGUCCCACUGAUAAGUACUCAGAAUGUGUAGACAUGGGAAAAAAUUACAAAGAUGGAUUUUUAAGAAAAAAGAAUAAAACAACUGAUAGUGAAGUGGUGCGAAAAGGAAUGCACCCCGGAAGAGAUGCGAGGAGUGCAAACGGAAACCAUGAGGAGAACGCGGAUGGAAACGAUGUGGGGAGUGCAGAUGGAAGGGAUGCGGGGAGUGUUGACCGAAUCCAUGAGGGGAAUGAACAAGAAAGUGCGAAUGGGGUGGAACACACCGAAAGGUGUAGUGUCCAGACGAGUACUUCUCCACACCAUACUGCUAGAAGUGUCUACGUCGAUAAGAAUUCCCUCCCGGCCUGCAAACCCAAGGAGAACAAUUAUGGCAACAGUGACCAUGAGGACAAUUUUGACGAGGCAGAAAUUGAAAACAGUUAUACCCGAGAGGGAGAAUAUUUCCAAUGGGAGAAACCCCCAUUGCUCGUCAGUACAGAAACACAAGAAAACAUAUCCAGUGAGAAUGGUAGAAAUGUUAAUGCGUCUGCACAGUACGAUGAAGAAAAUGUCCCCAGGGAUGAUCCUCCUCACGGAGGAAACGUCAUCACGUGUGACCCAAAUGACAUUUACAAUGAAUAUGAGGAAGAACCAUUUGGGGAAGAAGAAAGGAGCGCCUUACCUGUUGACAAUUUAGACGAGUUACAAAAUGGAAGAGGGGCCAGCUCACAGGGAAAUUACCCCUCAAAAUCUGGUAGCUGGGAGAACCCUCCCCCCGGCAAUGAGGAUAACGAGGGAAAACGCAAUAGUGAAAGCGGAGAAGCGGACAGAAUUGGACAUGUGAUGGAUGAAGACAUGCACAAAAGUGACAAUCUGGGAAACUCACAUAGGGGCAAACUAUUUGCGCAGAGAAGUUUCAGUUCCAUGUGGGACGAAGUUGAAGAUGUUGUGGCAGAGGACUCCUUCAUGAAGGUCGAAAGCAAUCCAUCUGAAGAUACAUGCGAAAAAACAACUCUACAUAGCCACGCAGUUAUCCGAAAAAUAAGGAGAAAAAAAAAAGUGCUGAGAAGUGCCAUACAGGAUGAGGAAAACAAAUUAACUAGACAUUCCUCAAAAAAGAAGAAACUAAUGUCCUUCAUUUUGAGGGCCAUAGAAAGAGGCGAAAAGGAUGAACAACUGCUCGCGAUUGUAAGAAGUGCGAUAUUUAAGGUGGAAUAUUUUGAGCAAAAAAAAAUAAGCAAAUUGAAGAGGAUGGAAAAGGAAUUUGAAAAGUUAACUCAUGUAGAGGAAAAAAUGGUUAGUAAUUUUCUCAUGAGGAAAAGUCAAUUUAGCGGGAAAAAAAAUAAAGGGGGAGAACUUCGCAACAGAACGGUAGGGCGCAAAAAUGGACACGAGGGGAAAGACGACAACGAGGUUUACCAAAGGUGUGGAAGCCAUCUCGACGAAAGGAAAAAUAAAGACGCACAUAGCCAUGAAGAAAAGCGAAACAAUAAAAAUGUGGAAAACCAUUUUCAGAAGAAAUCGCAAAAGGAUCACCAAACCCGUGAUGUGCAUCCGCUCCGCGGUGGGGAAAAAAAAGAAAAAAAAAAUAACUGUGCACAUUUGGACGCGUUUCAAGAGGGUCGUGUUUGCAACAAUUUUUUCAAUUUAAAUGACUACAAUAAGGAAAGCAAAAAAUCGAUCGCAUUUUCCGACUUGUACGUAAAUUUGAAAAAGGAAAAACACAGCACCUCACCGGUGGACGCAGAACAGCCGAUGCGAGUUGUUCCUUCUCUUCGUGUGGCAAAGUUGGGUCAAGAGGCGCUGAUUGAAAAAAGCCCAAGUGAGCGCAUACCGCCAAGCGGUUACUUGCACCCUAAAAAGGAGCAGGACACCCCUAGAGACCAUCAUAACGGGGGAGGCCGCGGCACUGGUGGAGGUAAAGGCAGAACAUGCUUUACGCUAGAAGAGGCGAAGAAGUGCGACGCACCUUUCCAAAAUUGUGGGGAUACCGCCGACGGUUGGCCUAAGCUAAGCGGAAAUCGGUUGGACGGGUGCCAACAGCACAUAGGGUAUUUUCCCCUCUUCAAUGAUAACAGCGCACGGGAGGAUUUCCCCCAAUGGGACAGGGACUUUUCCAAAGAAACAGAUAAAAAUAGAGAUAUAAAUAGAGAUAAGAAUAGAGAUAUAGAUGGAGAUAUAAAUAGAGAUAAAAAUAGCACCAGAAAUAUAACUGUAGCGUACAGAGAUAUCAGCGAAGUACGGGGGUCCUCCCCUCGCAGUAGUCAUACCUUUAAGCAGAAGAUAAAGGGAAAAAGGACCAAGUUGGGACUAUCCUAUGACAGAUCGUUGGAGGGGCAAAAUAUAGUCCCCCGAAAAAGGAAUCCCGCGAAGGAGUGCACAACUAAAGAAGCGGAAAAUUUAAGAUUGAAUUCCUUCUGCUUCUCCAACGGGGGUAGAAGCAAAAGGGAGGCAAUAUUGCCAUCCACUGAAGGUGGCGACAAAUCGACACGCCGCUUCCAAGUCGGGGUGAAAGUCCCACUGACUGGGGAGAGCGUACCGACCGGCGAAAGACACAGAAGUGGGCAAAACAUACCUGAUAAGGGAGGAAAAAAAAAAGGGAAAAAUAUCCAUAGGGAAGAAGAAAAAAAGGAGAAUAAGGGUGGUAAGGAACACUCCGCUUGGGGGGUAGAUUUAGGGGAUGCCAGAACUGAAAGAAGACCCCGAAGUAAUCAGAUUGAGAAAAAUAACAUACUAGGAAAUUCAAAGGACUUUCACGUAAGUGUAAGAAUGGACCCUCCACGAGGUAACGGUUUGCAGAGAAAAGGUUCAUUCCGUAGGCGAGACGUAAACAGGGGAUUUUUCCCCUUAGAAAAUCCGCCAUCCAGUUACACCUCAUUUUGUUACGCACCACGUGAAGCUGGAUACCCAGAAAUGAUUCCCCAUUCGUCUACCCUGAACCACCAAUGUGUAGUCUCACGAAAUUGGGAUGAAACGAAAAGGAUUGCUGGAAGCCCUCUCGCCAGAUGCCAAGCCGAAAGGUGCGAAGAAGAAGAAGCCGAAGCAGAACAGAUCAGACGGAACAGGCACCAGCGGAACUUCAUAAAUGUGAAGCAUAAGUCGACGCCCGAAACGAAAGGAGACAAAAAUGUGGAACAAAUUUCAGUCAAAACGGUUAUUAAUCGCCAGAGAGAAAAAACCAUCCCGUGCAUUAACUACGAUACUAAUAGGUAUAGCUUCAAAUUGGGGUGGUGGAAUUGGGGGAAAAAGUCGAAGAUACUGGAAAAUAUAGGAAGGUGUAAGGAAAACAUUAAAGAGAAAUACUAUCAAAAUAGGAGAGAGUGCAAACAUAGGUCCUCUACCAAUUGGACGAGCAAAUAUUUUACAAAGUUCCAACCAAACGAAUAUUUAUACAUUCCUGUGACGAACAAGAACUAUUUUCGGAGCAAAAACUCCCUUAAGAUUAGGAGCAACCCCGUGAGCGAUUUCCACAAAGUCAAUUUGAAACCCAUAACUGGGUUUUUACAAUCCUAUGAAAAGGAAAGGCAACGACAAAAACAAGUCCCACGAGCAGUCAUUAGAGUGUCUACCGUUCCUUACGUUGUGGAAGAUUAUAAUGUGAAGAGGGGCUUACCCAAAAUGGGGGGGAAAACGGGUGUCAGCUUGGGAGAGUCAAACAUCCUCCUUUCGGAAGAUGAGGAAUCCAAUUUGAAUAACACGUCAGGGUUUUUCGCCAAGGUGUCCAAGAAGAAUGUCCCCGGGGGGUGCUUUCCCAGUGGGUACUAUCCCAAUGGACGUCGCAGCUACUCCAGGGGCACCAACUCGAAUGAUGAGAAAAACUCCAAGGGAAUUAUAUUCAAGUGCAGGACGAAGCAGGCUCAUAAAAUGGGCAUCAGAGAGAGCAACAGUGGAGCCGCCCAUGGGAGAAGGAAUUCUAAAGCCAGGUUAUAUAACACUGGGAAUGACAUAAAUGAGGAAACGACACACACUCGUAGGCACGGCAAAGCGCAUAGCGGUGGGGAAGGAUCGAAUGAAAAAGACGAGUUGGGUCAAAGGUGGGACCCACAAAAAAAGACUACCGUGAAGGUAAGGCGAUAUAGAAUUCCCUCCAUCGAAUCGCUUCCUUCCGUGCGCAGUGCCCCAGGGAGACCUCCCCAGGAGUGCAGCCUCUCUAUGGUGCGACUAUCCUCUGGGAGCACUGCAAGCGGCAGCGCAGGGAGUAGCAAAGUCGUAAGUCCCACUAAUGCCAAAUAUAAGGUCAAUUUGAAAUCUAAGAAAAGGGAGGAUUAUCCACAGGGGGAGGAUCCGAGACAUACACCCUCAUCCCAAUGUAGCAACAAAUCAGAAGUGCCAAACAGUAGCAGGCGCAGUGGUAGCAGCUGCUAUAGUACAUCCUCAGUGGGAAUCCCAAAUGCGGCAUUUCAAGAAGAUGCCAAAGGAGAGCUACUCAUGUAUGCGGCCCAGAGGAAAAAAUUCACAAAUUAUGACGAGAAUGAUGAGGAAAAUCUAUCCAGACGAAGUUACAAACACAUGAACAUAAGUAGCAAAAGGGAGUAUCCCGGAUACACAACUAACCAGGACACCCAUUUUAACAUGUACAGGGAAGGUUACAAAAGUAUGCAGAGUGAAUUAGGAAGAAAUCGUCAUAUAAUAGAAUGUGAUGGAAGCAAGAGCAGAGAUUCUUCCGCGGCUUCAAUUGCGAAAGCUUCAGGGGAAGGCCCAUACAGAGGGCACCACUGCCCAAAUGAGAUAAACCAACUGGACUACUUACAACCUGAUAGCUGUCACAGGGAAAAAAGAGAAAACAGAAAGAAGCACAGCUGUAAAAAUGCCCAUCACAAUUCUUACCCUCGUAGGAAUGAUGGUUACUACGAGGGGCAGCAUAGAGAUAGGGUCAACCCUGAGACACAUGGAAGGAAGGGGCACGAUGCCGAUUAUUUGGAAAAGCAGUACGAUGAGUAUUUUUACGAUAAUUAG
Messenger RNA from Plasmodium inui San Antonio 1, 9183 nucleotides. RefSeq lists its product as hypothetical. The transcript has a single exon. The coding region runs from base 1 to 9183 and encodes 3060 amino acids. The record is from RefSeq and is a predicted model, not a curated record. NCBI's taxonomy places the organism in Eukaryota, Apicomplexa, Aconoidasida, Haemosporida, Plasmodiidae.